This is a messenger RNA of Puntigrus tetrazona (Sumatra barb), 5470 nucleotides long. RefSeq names its product protein unc-13 homolog B-like. The record is from RefSeq and is a predicted model, not a curated record. NCBI's taxonomy places the organism in Eukaryota, Metazoa, Chordata, Actinopteri, Cypriniformes, Cyprinidae. Gene Ontology annotation, cellular component: synaptic vesicle membrane; terminal bouton; plasma membrane. The transcript has 31 exons. Gene Ontology annotation, molecular function: calmodulin binding; syntaxin-1 binding; diacylglycerol binding. The coding region runs from base 61 to 4980 and encodes 1639 amino acids. Gene Ontology annotation, biological process: neuromuscular junction development; synaptic transmission, glutamatergic; dense core granule priming.
GAAGGAAGUUAUUAUUCUAGAGAGGCAGCCCAAGCAAACAGUGGUUGGACAUGUUCAGAAAUGCAGUUGAGCGCGAGUAGAAGAGGAGGAUGGAGUGGAGACACUGGAUGGAGUGAGGAGGAUUACUGCUCCUGCCAGAACAGUGCAGACGAAUUGGAAACUGUUGAACACCCAGAUACAUGGUACAGGUACAAUGGAGGUGAGACAAGUCAUUCAUCACAUAGCAGCUCUGAACACCUAUCCCUACUGUUUGGAAACCAUGGUUCCCCAUCCAGCUCAUCCAGUGUUGUAGAUUGGAGGCAUCCUAAGAAUCAAACUAUCAGUGACAUUGGCUGCGACUGUACAUCAAAUUGCAUGUACUCACGGAGUUCUGGAUACCACACCAUGGAUGCAUAUGCUGAUGAAUCCUGUAGUGGGCCUUCUCGAAGCCUUAGUUGUUCAACAGUUGGAAUGACAGACUAUGAUGACGGUUGCCCAAAUCUACUCUCUUCUUGUGAGCAUUGCCUCUGUGAUGUGGAUUCAGAGAAAGGCUGGUCAGAAGGGGCUUGCACAGAUAUGUAUGACCCAGAUUACUCUGAAAAUACAGACACUGAAGAUUCACAGCCAUCUAAUCUAGGAUAUGAUGUUGUAAAGAUAAGUAAAGCCAUGCUAACUUUCCACUCCGCUUUAAGGGGAGCCUUGACCAAGCUUGACACACCUGAAUAUCAGUGUCUAGAUGAGGACACUAAGUCUGCAGUCCCAAGUCCAUGCAAAUCCAAUGACCUUGAGGAGGAUAGCACCACAUUCAGUGAAUCAAACGUGGACAUUGUUGAACCUUCUGAAGGUGCAAUUUUAGAUCUCAGUGUGUCUCCUCAAAAAGGCAUUGAAGAUUCAUUCCAUGGUAAAGACUUCCAGGAAUUACUAAACCGGCAACGUAAUUCUCAAGCCUUUGAUCCUCUACUAUCGACUCCAAGUACGAUUUCCCCUUCACAUACUCCAAAUGAACACUAUGCAUUGGACCACUUCGAUAAUGUAGAGGAACCUCUAUCAGAUCAGAAACUGCAGUGUACUCCAGAGCUUAGCUCAAAACAGUUGGAUUUGAGUUCAGGGAAUGUUGAUUUUUGUGCUCAACAAAUGGCAUUUGGCUCAGGUAAUAUUAACAUAAGUCCAGAGGGCACCAGUUUAGGAACACUGGAGACAGAUGUUAAUGGAAAACAGGCGGAGCAUAGUCUUGACAAUGAACCUUCCCUUGAAGACCCUCACCACCAGAAGUGCCUUGCCAAUAUUCAACGUGUGCUCAAAGAGAAGAGACAUCGACAUAGAUUGUCCAGGAUUGCCAAUGCCUCAAAGAACACUUUCUCUGAGGAGGAAUUUAAACAAGAGGGAAGCAGGGAAGAUGACCAGGGAAAAGAAAAUGGAGAUAAUUCAAGACAUGCUUGGAUCAAAGCUGGAAAUGGGAGUGGAAUAUUUGGGAUUGACAGUAUGCCAGACCUUCGUAAGAAAAAAGCUAUUCCUCUGGUUAGCGAUGUGUCUCUGGUCCAAGCCAGGAAGGCUGGCAUUGCAUCUGCGAUGGCCUCACGCUCCUCCAUAAAAGAUGAGGAACUGAAGAACCAUGUAUAUAAGAAAACACUGCAAGCUUUAAUCUACCCCAUUUCUUGUACAACACCUCACAACUUUGAGAUAUGGACGGCCACAACACCCACCUACUGUUAUGAGUGUGAGGGGCUUCUAUGGGGUAUUGCACGUCAGGGCAUGCGCUGCACAGAGUGCGGGGUCAAAUGUCACGAGAAGUGUCAGGAGCUGCUGAAUGCAGAUUGCCUACAGCGCGCGGCUGAAAAGAGCUCCAAACAUGGUGCCGAGGACCGCACUCAGAACAUCAUUAUGGCCAUGAAGGAUCGCAUGAAGAUCCGUGAGAGAAACAAGCCUGAGAUCUUUGAGGUCAUCCGAGAUGUAUUUGUGGUCAGCAAGGCUAUCCAUGCUCAGCAGAUGAAGACCAUCAAGCAGAGCGUCCUGGAUGGAACUUCUAAGUGGUCAGCCAAGAUCACUAUCACAGUUGUCUGUGCUCAAGGACUGCAGGCUAAAGAUAAGACCGGCUCCAGUGACCCCUACGUGACUGUCCAGGUGGGUAAAACCAAAAAGAGAACCAAGACGAUCUACGGCAACCUCAAUCCUGUCUGGGAGGAAAAGUUUCAUUUUGAGUGCCACAACUCCUCUGAUCGCAUCAAAGUUCGUGUUUGGGAUGAAGAUGAUGACAUAAAGUCACGAGUGAAGCAGCGCUUGAAAAGGGAGUCUGAUGACUUCCUGGGCCAAAGCAUCAUUGAGGUUCGCACACUGAGUGGAGAAAUGGACGUGUGGUACAACCUUGACAAGCGUACGGACAAAUCUGCUGUAUCUGGAGCCAUUCGCAUGCACAUCAGUGUGGAGAUCAAAGGAGAGGAAACCGUAGCUCCGUACCAUGUCCAAUACACUUGCUUGCACGAGAACCUUUUCCACUAUCUAACGGACAUCCAGAACAACGGGGUGGUGAAGAUACCAGAUGCCAAGGGUGACGAUGCAUGGAAGGUCUACUUUGAAGAGACACCCCAAGAAAUCGUAGACGAGUUUGCCAUGCGUUACGGAGUGGAGUCCAUUUAUCAAGCCAUGACGCACUUCGCCUGUUUGUCAUCAAAGUACAUGUGUCCCGGAGUGCCCGCGGUCAUGAGCACCCUACUGGCCAACAUCAACGCUUACUACGCUCACACAACCCAGGCCACCAACAACGUGUCAGCCUCGGACCGCUUCGCUGCCUCCAACUUUGGGAAAGAGCGGUUCGUCAAGCUUCUGGACCAGCUUCACAACUCCCUGAGGAUUGACCUCUCUAUGUACAGGAAUAAUUUCCCAGCUAGCAGUCCUGAGAGACUGCAGGACCUCAAGUCUACUGUGGAUCUACUAACCAGUAUCACAUUCUUCAGGAUGAAGGUCCAGGAGCUCCAGAGUCCUCCUCGUGCCAGCCAGGUAGUGAAGGACUGUGUGAAGGCUUGCCUCAACUCUACCUACGAAUACAUUUUCAACAAUUGCCACGAGCUAUAUAGUCGAGAAUACCAAACGGACCCGGAGUGUAUUCCGGAAGAUCAGGGCCCAAGCAUCAAGAAUUUAGAUUUCUGGCCCAAACUCAUUACUCUAAUAGUGUCCAUCAUUGAGGAGGACCGUAACUCCUAUACACCUGUUCUAAACCAGUUUCCUCAGGAGCUGAAUGUGGGAAAGUUGAGUGCGGAGGUCAUGUGGAAUCAGUUCUCUCAAGAUAUGAAGUAUGCCAUGGAAGAACAUGAAAAACACCGGCUGUGUAAGAGCGCAGACUACAUGAACCUGCACUUCAAGGUCAAAUGGCUGUAUAAUGAAUAUGUGAAGGAUCUGCCAGCUUUCAAGGGUGUUGUGCCCGAAUACCCCGUGUGGUUCCAGCAGUUUGUGCUGCAGUGGCUGGAUGAGAACGAGGAUGUAUCCAUGGAGUUCAUGCAUGGAGCCCUGGAGAGAGAUAAAAAAGAUGGAUUCCAGCAGACGUCAGAGCAUGCUCUCUUCUCCUGUUCAGUGGUGGACGUCUUCACCCAGCUCAACCAGAGCUUUGAAAUCAUCAAGAAAUUGGAGUGUCCUGACCCCAAAGUCAUGGCCCUCUACAGCCGUCGGUUUGCCAAGACUAUUGACAAAGUUUUGCUACAGUACAGUGCCAUUUUGAAGAAGAGCUUCCCGUCCUAUUGUGAUAAGGAGAAGAUUCCAUGCGUCUUGAUGAAUAAUGUCCAGCAGUUGCGUGUUCAGCUUGAGAAGAUGUUUGAAUCUAUGGGUGCCAAACAGUUAGACACAGAGGCCAGUGACAUCCUGAAUGAUCUCCAGGUCAAGCUGAACAACGUUUUGGAUGAGCUGAGCAGCACCUUUGGAAACACUUUCCAAAGCCGCAUUGAUGACUGCAUGCGUCAGAUGGCCAGUCUGCUGUACCAGAUCAAGGGUCCUGUGAACGCCAACAACCGUAACCAGGUGGAGGCCGACUCUGAUAACAUGCUGCGGCCACUGAUGGACUUCCUUGAUGCAAAUCUGAUGCUAUUUGCCUCGGUGUGUGAGAAAACCGUGUUGAAGCGAGUGCUGAAGGAGCUGUGGAGAAUUGUGAUGAACAGUCUUGAGAAGACCAUCAUCCUUCCUCAGGGCAAUGACACCUUUGGAAUGAUCUUUUCAGCAGCCAAAGAAUUGGGUCAGCUCUCUAAACUCAAGGAUCACAUGUCUGGUGAAGCUAAAAGCUUGACGCCCAAGCAGUGUGCUGUCAUGGAUGUCGCCCUUGAUACCAUAAAGCAAUAUUUCCAUGCUGGAGGAAACGGACUGAAGAAGGUGUUCUUGGAGAAGAGUCCUGAACUGUCCUCUCUGAGACACGCACUGUCCCUCUAUACACAAACCACCGACACACUUAUCAAGACGUUUGUCACUACUCAGCAUGCUCAAGGCUCAGGAGUUGAUAAACCAGUAGGGGAAGUAUCCAUACAGAUUGACCUCUUCACUCACCCAGGCACAGGAGAACAUAAAGUUACGGUUAAAGUUGUGGCGGCUAAUGAUCUGAAGUGGCAGACGUCUGGGAUGUUCCGGCCGUUUGUGGAGGUCACCAUGAUUGGCCCUCAUCUCAGCGACAAAAAGCGCAAGUUCACCACCAAAUCAAAAAACAACAGCUGGGCACCCAAAUUCAAUGAGACCUUCCAUUUUAUUCUUGGGAAUGAGGAUGGGCCAGAGUGUUAUGAGCUGCAGGUGUGUGUGAAGGACUACUGCUUUGGCCGUGCAGACCGUGUGGUUGGUAUUGCAGUUAUACAGCUGCGUGAUGUUGCGCCGAAGGCCAGCUGUGCCUGCUGGUGUCCUCUUGGCCCACGGAUACACAUUGAUGACACGGGCCUUACCGUCAUGCGCAUCCUCUCCCAGCGCUCAGGUGAUGAGGUUGCUAAAGAGUUUGUUAAACUCAAGUCUGACACACGCUCGGCCGAGGAGGGGAGGUGAGGAUGUUUCUACAGCGGAAGACAAUCUCAGACUCUUAAGUGUUGGACGGACAUUAACACUGUCACCUUUUUGUAUCCACACCAAUGUUUUUGCUGCCCACUUACGUCCACAGAGAAGGGCUUUUAGGGACACGAGAAGCCAUGUGACAUGUUUCAUAAAGAGCACUGUUAGUAUGGCAGUGGAUGAGAGGGAGUCAUCCAGAAGAAAGAUUGAACACAAUAUCUAUUCAAUUUAUUGAUAUAAAAAACACACACUCAUAUCCAGCCGCUAAUAAACUAGCAAGGGUAGACUAGUCAGGGUAGAUACCAGUAGUGAGGGAUAGGCAUACAGGUUGCAUUGGGCCAGAAUUUUGUCUAAUAUUUUUUUGACCAUUGGGUAUUUAUUUAUUUAUUUAUUUAUUUACAAAUGGAUCAAUCUCAUGGAAACAUUUAGCUAAAAAAUUAAAUAAUGAAUAAAUAUAAAAUAUAAUUACAUUUUACAUUAAAUAUAA